UUGAUCACUAAACAAAACAAAGUUGUUGCGGCUCUUAUAUCCUAUUAUAUGAAGAGAUCAUCACGUAACUAAUGUUCUCCAAUAUAAACAGCGAUGUUCGGAGCUAGAGAAUCAGAUGUUAGAGACUACACCACGCAGCGACACGGGCUACAAGCCGGUAUCCAGCAAAAGCAUAGCGCUCCCGGCGCCUGCCGCUCUGCCCGCAACAGACAAUCGCAGGGAAGAAAGAAUUGGAGACCUGGAUACCGCAUUGCGGCGACUAGAUGAAGAGAAACGCAAAUGUGAGAAGUUGGUCUCUCAAAACAACUUGCUCCGUGACCAGUUAGAAGAGUCUCACCAACUGAAUGAGGCUCUCACCAAUGAUCUACAGAAGCUCACAAAUGAUUGGGAGGCAUUGAGGGAUGAAAUGUCCAUUAAGGAAGACGAGUGGAAGGAUGAAGAGCAAGCUUUCAACGACUACUAUUCAAAUGAGCACAAUCGCUUACUUAAUCUUUGGCGUGAAGUGGUCUCUGUGAAGCGCUUCUUCUGUGAGCUGCAAACUAGCACCGAACGGGACUUGUACAAAGUUAAGAAUGACAUUGACUCCGCUGCCAGGGAUCUUGUUGGAACAUUAAGCGGCUAUGCCAUCAAUUCAUAUGCAUCCCAGGGGACAAAGCCAGAACCGCUGCACGGCGCUCCACAAGCGAGCGCGGCGGCCGGCGACGCUCUGCGCGCGGAGCUGCACGCCGCCGCCUCGCAGCGCGACUCGGCGCUCGCGGAGCUGCGCGAGAGGGACGCCCGCAUACAGCGCCUGCUGGGGGAACUGCAGGGAUUGGAGGAACGCUGUGAGAACGCAGAGACAAUGUGCUCAGAGGCAAAUAUAAUGCGCUCCGCUCUAGAAGAGGUCGCUCGUGUGCUGAUAAAGGACUCGGAACCAGAUAGUGCGCCACAGCACUUGCAUCUCUCUGACCGGUCGGCGGGCGGCGCGCUGUUCGCGGAGAGCACGGUGUCGGCGCUGCAGGCCGCGCUGCACAACUACCGCAUACACGUGCACGAGCUGCAGGUUAAACUCCAAAAUGCAAGGGAACAGCUGGGAACGAGUAGGAAACAAUCUGAAAUAGCAGACUCCAACAUCAUCUCCUUGGAAGGAAAAGUUCAGGAUCUACAAGGUAAAUUAGACCAAGCUAAUGCCGAUCUAAACCAGUUAUUGCAAGAGAAGGAAUCAAUGCAGAAGACAAUAGAAGUACUAAGAAUCGACAAGAACAAUCUAGAAAGGAACAGAGUCGAAAUAAAUGCAAUGGUCGAAUCACUAACAUCGGACUACGAGAAAUUACAAAAGAUCAACUCUCGUCUAGAGAAGAACAUAGAAACCCUGGAAGGAGAGAAACGUGCCUUGAACUCCGAAGUAGAUCAUUUGCGACACGAAGCAGCUAAUAGGGAGUCAGUCUUGAGAGCGGAAGAAGAGCGUUCAUCUCGCCUACGUUCCGAACUCGUGACUAUAAGAGAGGAGCUGAACAAGACCGCUCUCUCGAGGGAUCUCCUCGACCAGCAGAAGUUGGAAGUCGAUGCCAUCAUGACGCAGAUGGAGAAGAACAGGAGCGAACUCGAAAUAGAGCUAGAGAGAACGCUUUUGGAACGCGGCGAUCUCCAGGACCUCGUGGAAAAGCUACAGACCCUCGUGCGUAACCUGGAAACGGACAAGAAGAAACUACAGGAAGACAUUAAACAUCUGGAAGACGAGAGGUCGUCACUAUCAAACCAGUCAUCAGAACAGCAAGGCGACCUCAACUCUCUGCGCAAGGAACUACUCGCCGCUGAGCAGAAUCGGAUGGAGUUAGAAGCGGACAAGGCUUCAUUGUGCGAGAAGAUUAAAUUUUUAGAAGGGGAGAGAGAGAAAGUGGAGAUGGAACUGAGACAAGUGAUGAGAGAGCGUGGGGAACUCAGUUCCCAGUUAACAGCGAUGGCUCGAAAGAAAGACGCCCUUAACGAAGAGAUAAUUCGCGUUCAACAGCGAUUGGAACAGGCUAACGAAACGAUCGGCAGGUUGAACAGGUCCCUCGACGAUCACGUUAAAGACGCUGAAGAGAGACAGAUAGUAAUAGACAAUCUAGACAAAGACAAGCAGCAUCUGCUAGAGCAGCUGGCCAGCAUCCGGACGGAGAAGGACGCACUGGAGGCGGUGCUGUUCGACACCGCCAACAUGCUGGAGGACGCGGAGAGCAAGCGGACCAAGAUAGAGCACGACUUGCAGGAGACAUUGGUUCAACAGGAAAACUAUAAAGGUCAAAUAGCUCGUCUAACGAAAGACCUCGAGACCAGCGAGAAGAAACUUCGAGAAACAAGGAGCACAAUGUCUCAACAAUCUGGUAAAAAAGAGGCUGAAUACCAACAAGUUAUCACUAAUCUCAAUCGAACCACAACCGAGAACAUCACCAAGCUUAAGGAGGAAAAGGAACAAUUACGCCAGUCCCUAGAACAGAAACUAAGUCAGACAAUAGCAACACUAACGAGCGAGAAAGAAGCACUGGAGGCGGGUGCGAGAGAGAAAGAGAAGAAGCUACUCGCGCUAAGAGAUCAGCUGAUAUUGCAACACGAUGAAGCUUUGCUUAGGGCGGAGAAUGAUAAACAACAAGCCUUGCUUAUGGCCCAUCAAGAACACCAAGCGAUCAUGGAACGUCUAGAAGAUACCAAGCGCAUGCUCUGUUGCGAACAGAACAAGUUGGAACGCGUGCGUAGAGAAGCUCAGGCGAGGUCCGAUCAGGACAGGAAUCACAUUAACCAGCUGAAGGACGACUUGGCAACUUUGAAGACCAAACUCGAGGAGGCUAAAGCGGCGGCGGAGGACGAGUGCGGGCGCCUGGAGGCGCGCGUGAAGGAGCUGCAGGGCGAGCGGGACGGCGCCGCGCGGGACGCCGCCGACGUGCGCGCGCAGCUGGCGCUCGCGGAGGACCGCCACGACGCGCUGCACGUGCAGCUGCAGGACGCGCUGCGCAAGCUCAAGGAGCUGGAGAACGAGUCGGACGGCCUGCGCAAGGAGCUGUCGGACGUGCGGCGCCAGCUGUCCAGCAGCUCGGCCGAGCGCGACAAGUACCUGAGCGCGUGCGGCGAGCUGCGCGCGCACGUCAAGCGCGCCGAGGGCGAGCGCCGCGACGCCGCGCGCGCGCGCGACGACGCCUACCACAAGAUCGCCGGCUUGGAGGAGAAUCGCACAACUCUAGAAUUGGAACUGUCCCGCGUUCAAACGAUGAUGAAGGAGUCUGAAAGCGGAGCAGAGCACAUGGAGCGGUCUCUACGCGCGACAGAGGCGCAGCUGAAGAGGGAGCGGGCGGCCUUGGAGCAGGCGCAGCACGACAUCAAGGAGCUGCAAUCGAGGCUGCAGAACGAGUGCGAGGAGCGCGAGCGCGUGUCGGGCGAGGGCGCGGCGGCGCGGCGGCUCGGCGCCGAGCGGGACGCGCUGCUGGGCGCCGCGCGCGCCGACCUCGCCGCCGCCCGCCAGCGCGCGCUCGAGCUGGACGAGGCGUGCCGCGCGCGCGACCAGGAAUUAGUAUUACGUCUUGAAGACUGCAGAUCUAAAGAACGUCGAUUAGAAGAAUUAAAACAUAACUUAGAAGUUUGUCUCGCUGAUGCCACGCAGCAGAUACAAGAGUUAAAGACGCGGCUGGGCGGCAGCGAGGGCCGGUGCCGCGGCGUGGAGGCGGCGCUGGCGCAGAGCGAGGGCGCGCGGCGCGCGGCGGCGGCGCGGCUGGGCGCGCUGCUGGCGGCGCUGCGGCGCGUGUGCGGCGUGCAGCCCGACGGGGCGCUGCUCGCGCGCCGCCGCCUCGCCUCGCCCGCGCGCCGCUACAGCCCGCACAGAGGCCGCGAUCAUUCUGAAGAACGCAAUGAAGUCACCGACGUCGAUCCAGAGUUGAUCAAGAAGGGUUUGCGCAAUUUGAUGCAUGAGGUGUGUCAGAUUGAGAGGGAAAAGGACGACUACAAAUCGCAACUGACCGUCCUGAAAAAGCAGCUCAAGGAAGCGACAGAGCAGCAGGGCAAGGGCGAAGGCCGUCUCCAGUCCCUCAACAGCAACGUACGGAGUCUACAAGAGGAGAAAUCUCGCUUACAAGCAGCCCUCGGGCAGAAGGAAGCUCAGUUGAAUGCAUUGAACGAGUCGGUACAAGCGAAGACGGUGGAAAUAAGCAAUUUGAGAGACAAAAUUACAAGUCUCGAAGCUACCUUGAGCUCUAUCGCUGAAGAUAAAGUGCAAAACGAGAAUAAAUCCGAAAAUCUCCGAGUUCAACUAGCGGAGCGUGUUCAAGAAGUCGGGCAGCUACGCGAAGCUCUUGCAGCCGCUGAAGGGCGCGCGGCGCGGCUGGACGUGCGGCGCGCGCAGCUGGAGGGCGACGUGCAGCGCGCGGCCGUGGCGGCGCGCGACCGCGACCUGGCGCUCAAGAAGCUUCAAGAACGUUGCGAGGGCCACACUCGUACUAUCGCUCAGCUGGAGGACAGAUGCACAUCUCUGAAGGGCACAGUGGAGCAGCUCUCUACUUCACUGCAGAAAGCCGCCACGGCCGAGAGCGAGCUUAGAGCUGAGCUUAGCAAAACCCAAAGAAUGCUCAACGAGGCGAAGAACAAUGAAUCCAAUGCUAUGGACAAGUUGCGACAAAUACAGAAGAAUGUUGGAAAUUGUGAGAACGAGCGUCGAGUGCUGACCGAGAAGUUGGAAAGCGCUAAAUCAGCGUUGAGUGAAUUGAAGCGUCUCAACUGCACGCUGGAGGACCAAGUGCAUCGCCUCACAAACCAGCUGGCAAAUAUUGAAGCGCAGAGAGCCGAUUUGGAGUCCCAGCUUCGUAUGACAACAUGGGACGGUAAGGAGAGCAACGACAGCGGUGAACUAGAACGGGAGUUGCACGCGCUGCAGCGCGAGAGGUCAGAGCUGAAGGCGAAGAACGACGCGUUACAGGACACCGUCAGGAAGCUGGACGCCGAGAGACGUAUGGUCAGACCCUCCGUGCUUCGUAGCAAGAGCCAUGAUAGAACUGAGAAGAGCGUUUAUUAUUCUUCUGAUCUGGAUUCUGGUGCAGAUUCUACAAAAGACUCCCGUGGAUACAAGGACUUUAAGGAGGUGCCUUGCAAGGACAAGCCUUACAACUCUGACUUCAGUCUUUUAGAGCUAGAGAACAGGGAACUGAAAAUGAAGAUCAGGCGCCUCGAGAAGGAACUCUCUGAUAAAGAAUCAGAAUUAGCAAUGGCUCGUAAUCGUUACUUUACCGAUAAACCGUCGUCCGGUAACAAUAGACAAGACAUAGAGCAGUAUAGACAAGCGGCGCUGCAGGCUGAGCGGUUGCUAGAGGCUAGGGAAGCGAGUCAUAGACAACAGAUCAUUCGUCUUGAACAUCAACUGUCGGCGCUGCGCUCGCAGCUGUCGGCGGAGAUCCGGCGCCGCCAGGCGUACGUGUCGCGCAGCGGGCGCGCCGCGCGGGACGUGCAGCGCCUGCGCGCCGCGCUCGGGGACUCGCUGCGCGCCGUCGAGCAGGAUCCCGCGUUGGACUCUUACACCCUGGAGCAUGAGGCGAGGAAGUUGGACAACACGCUGACGCAUAGUCUCCCACCGCUCAACGACAGCUUCGACUCUUCUAAAUAAACAAAGUUAAUUUAACGGAAAAAUUUUAGUAAAACCGUUCAAUUUUGAACUUGUGUAGACGAUCUUUUUCGAGAAAUCAAAACUAAAAAUUGUAUGUACCAUUUGGUGGUAUUUUCUCGUAUUUGUCUUACAAUGUGGAGAUACUUAAUCGGCUCCAUUUUAAUUAGUAUUUUGUCGUAUUUUCGUGACUUUGUAUCGAAGUCGAAGUAAUUUCUCAGAUUAUUAAUACUCAGUAUAAAAUUUUGGCAAUGGUUUCAAUCUUUUCAGCUGAGAUUGUUAUAAUUAAUCACUUAAUAAUUCAUAUAAUAAAAACAUUUUUUAUAGACGCGAUUGAUUGAAUAAACCAAAGAAAAAUAGAAUUUAUUUAUAAUACAUGUAUUAAGUUUUGACAUUUAAAGAAAUAGAUAAUUUUCCCGAAGUACAUUACAAUUUUCUGCAAACUGCAAAAUAGUGCGCUUUCAGGUACUGUUAUUGAGAAUCUAUUUAAAUAUUUUCAGAAUAAAACUGAAAAUAUUUUUCAUAGAAAUCAUGACCACGUGACUUUUUUUGUAUAAACGCUAGUAUAAGUACUUUGAAAUACAAUUUUUCUGGGCGAAAAGUUUACUAUCAAAACCCACUGUCACAAUUGGGUGUGUUAAAACUUUUCGUUAUUUCAGAUUCAAUGUUUCUUGGGAUUAAAUUUUAAUUAUUUAUUGAUGCUGACGUCAUUAGAACUUCCACGUUAUUGUAUCGUGGAAAGAUAUCGAGGAGUUAUAAAUAUUUACAAUAACAACUAUCGAUCGAGUACUCUUUAUAAUGAUUAAAUAUGAUAAACUGAAACUAUAACUAACAAUUUUUAAUCUGUGAAAUUGCUUCGAAUUUUAAAAUGUCAAAUUUGACGUUUGUACCAAAUAAUAUAAGGACCACUUUUGCACUAGUCAUUUUUAAAUUUAAACUUUUUUAUAUAUAGAAGUGUUUAUAUAGUGGUGAUAUCAAAAGAUUAUUAAAGUGAUAUAAAGCGCAUAUUACAGAUUAAUGAUUAUUCGAAAACUUUGUCGCACAUAAUAGAAUGAAUACACGAGUUUGAAGUUUGUAGUUCAUUAAAAAAAAUAAUGAGUGCAGUGAUCAGAUAGAAGUGAAACGUUACAUAUAAAAACGUAUCAGAAAUUCCGUCUUAAAUGGUACUGUCAUGGCACACAAAGAAGUUUAUUAAAAAAAAGUUUUUAAUGUCAAAUAUAUAAAAACGAGUUUCCGCCCGCGACUUCGCCCACGUGUGAGAGGAGCGAGACCCUGUUAAAUUAACUGAUUAGUUAAGAUGUGAAAGCGUAAUAAACAAAUAAAUUGAAAUUAUAUUUGUUAGGAUAAAUGAAGAUUACAUUUCGAUUACAAAUUAUAUUAAAGUAAACUAUUUAAUAAAAUGAACUACAUACCAAACCUAUUGGAUACUAUUGCAUUUUAAAUGUGCGAUUAAAGUAGUUCACAGGAAAUAACCGUUCAUGGAAAUAACUCUCACUGGAGAACCAUUAGGGAAGUCAUUAAUAUUCUAUCACCUUUAUCUUUAGACAAAGGUGAUUGAUUCUAGAGUUUAGUCCGCGAAUGGGAAAUUGGCAACUUAUGUUGUCAACGUGUUGAUAAGCUUUUGUUUUCAACAAAAACUUCAGUGUUUUUAAUUGUUGGUGAUUUUUUUUGAAGAGUAACAAAUACAGAAAUUGACAACCAAUUUAUAUGAUGCCAAUUGCGAAGUAACUAAAAGUAAAAAAUUUUGAAAAUAAAUCAAAGCACUUAAGAAUCGUUAGUAGUAUAUUAUGUACUUAUUUAUUAGAAAAAAUAGAAUCGCUUAGAAAUGUGAGCUUCAUGUCUUAUCAGUAUUCAGGUGGGCACUUUAAAUUUGAGUUGAAUUUUCCGUUUAAGGACCAAAUGACUUUUGUACUUGGAUUGCAAUGGUUAAAAUAAUUCUUAUGCAGCCAUAUUUUCUAAUAAAUCCACCAAUCGUCUACCGAGCCAUAUAUAUUCUACGAAUAUUUGUAGAAUGGUUUUUGAGUAUGACCUAAGUUCGAAACUACAAUUAACCACGAUUUUUCUUUUCUAUCAUAAAAGUGCCUUAAACUAAUCUAUAUAUUAUAUCUAAUAUAUUUAUUAAAAAUAUAUUCAUUCGGCAUUUCAUAUAUAUAUAUAAAAGUACUUUUUUAGUUCAUAUUUUUCUUAUAUUAAAAAAAUAAACAUUUUUUUGAACUAAACUAUAACAAACGUUUCAUACACUAUUUUAGAUUUCUGAAGCUUUCGACGUCAUAACAUACAACAAAUUUGAAUUUAACGGUUUAUUUUUUGUCAAUAUUUUAAGUGUAACCUCCAAGGGUAACAUUUGUGCAUUCAUGCGAAACACAUACACGUUUGUAUGCAGUUGGGUAAUAAGUAGCGAGAUACUUUUUUGUCAACAUCAUGACCCUGUUCUUUGAAAUUUUUUAAUCCACAUCUCAGCCUUCAUGUUUCAAGUGAUUCAUGAUGACGCACGAGUUAGUGUUGAGGUCAGUUCGUCACACGGAAGUUCAGCGGAAGUGUUUUUUUAUUAUCAAUGAGUCAACUAAUCGGUCUAGUCUAAGAGUGAGAUUUGUAAUUUUAAUGUUAUUUAUUUAUUUUGUUUUAUUAUUACGCUACUGUUGUGUAAUAUUUUGAAAAGUAAACCUGUAUUAAUAAACAUCGACAAUUAUCGUAGGUACUUAUUUAUUAUUCGUGUUUAUUUUAUAAGGAGUGUAAUGAAACUUAUAUAAUUAAAAAAUUGAAAGUGCCAUAGAUUUGCACAAACAAAAUUCGCCCAAAAAAUCCAAUAAGCUGUUCUAGGUUUUUGCUUAUAAAAAUCUAUAUUUAACUUUUUAUAAAAUGGUGCACUCUUAUCACGAUUUUUGAAGCGGUCCACUUGGCCCCCACUCGUGUCGGCCUUCGAUGACCCUAGUCAGUCAACAACCCUCUUCAAUAAAAACUAAUAAGGCAAAUUGAGCACAUGUGUAGGUGUUAACAUUAUCAUACACGUAUAUUGUAUCAUUUCCAAAAAUGAACAUCAUUAAUUGAAUUAUACCGAGAUUUAAUACCACUUUUAAUUUAAUAAAUUAUCAAUGUAGUCAUUUUAAGCGGAUGAAAUAGUUGAUAUAAAUAAUGUAGGUACGUCAUUUACGUCCACAUGGUAUAACGGCCAAUUAUUUCAAGUUUUAGUGGUUAAACUACGUAAAAUAUUACCUCAAACGAGGAUAAUUUAAACUUUAAUUAAUGUACUUUACAGGAAUUACAUUUGUGUAUAGUUAAAAAAUUAUCAUCAUUUAUGUGUAUUAUCACUUGACAACUUCCAUGACGUACCUAAUUAAGUAUAAAUUUAUUGUGUGUAAAAUGCUUUAUACCUACACAUUACAAGUGUAAUAAUAUUUAUCAGAACUCAUAGUAUUGUUAUUUAAGCGUUAUUCCAACAUACCUACCUAGUAUGUACUUAUAAAAAUGUGCAGGAAUUUUGAUGUAUGUCCCCAAUAAAUAUCCAACUGAUAAAGCGUACGUAACACGCUCUGGGUGCGGUGAUAAGAAUAGCACAAAAAUUUAUUCAUAUUAUCGUCUUUUUAGACCAUGGAAACUUUUAGAGCGCAAUUGUAUGUAGAUUUAAUCUCCCACGCUUGGAGUGCAUAUAUAUAUAAUAAAUUAUAUGAUUAUUAUAACAUGUUUUUAAGUGAUGCGUGUCCCAUCGUGAACUCGAUCUAUGCGUUAGACCUUGUUUCAUUUGAUGGGAUGCGUCCGUAGUGAUGUUUAGAGCGACGUUAUUCAACACUUUAUUUGUAAUAUUAUAAUUAGAACGCUUGGUUUAUAGGUCAUAGUCGAGGAAGGCGUAUUGUGUUCAUUUCCAUUGGACUGUGUCAAUUCUUAUGUUACUAGAAUGUCGACAUACGCCCGCCACGUCACACUGCCAUUAUUUCUUUCCGUACAUUGUACCUACGUAGUUAGUUAUACUAUAUGAUGUUGAACACGUUUUAUAAAAGUUUUUUACACACGUCAACUCAAUAAAAUAGAAGUAGAUGGUAAUUGGUUGUUUCAUUUAAUUAAAUUCCAUUAAAAUUCCGAUUCAAUUGCCAUAUGUCGCCGGCAGGGCUCCAAGAGCGUGCGGGCCUACGGCGUGACUCAUCGCGAUGUACUUCAACAUACACAACCGACAACACGACGCGAGCG
Molecule: messenger RNA, 9778 nt
Organism: Nymphalis io (European peacock)
Lineage: Eukaryota; Metazoa; Arthropoda; Insecta; Lepidoptera; Nymphalidae
Gene: Root
Product: rootletin
Exons: 36
Coding region: 116-5599 (1827 amino acids)
Source: RefSeq, a predicted model, not a curated record